Acromyrmex echinatior (Panamanian leafcutter ant) is the source of this 3177-nucleotide messenger RNA. RefSeq names its product Trehalose-6-phosphate synthase 1 (gene Tps1). NCBI's taxonomy places the organism in Eukaryota, Metazoa, Arthropoda, Insecta, Hymenoptera, Formicidae. Gene Ontology annotation, cellular component: cytosol. Gene Ontology annotation, molecular function: trehalose-phosphatase activity; alpha,alpha-trehalose-phosphate synthase (UDP-forming) activity. The record is from RefSeq and is a predicted model, not a curated record. Gene Ontology annotation, biological process: trehalose biosynthetic process.
ACUGAUACCACCAUGUGGUCCAUAGAACCGGGCAGCUUCACCUCCAACGGGAGCAUGAUCGUCGUGAGCAACAGGUUGCCAUUUGUGCUUAAGAGGAACGAGAUAACCGGUCAGCUGGAGCGCAAAGCCAGUGCCGGUGGUCUGGUAACCGCGGUAGCGCCUGUUGUUAUAAACGGAAAUGGAGUGUGGGUCGGAUGGCCGGGUAUGCACAUGGAAAACCCGAAUGAACCAAUUCCCGAAUCAGAUCCCAACGAUCGCACGCCGACGGCUGGUCUAUUAUCGCGUAAGGUAGUAGCGGUUCACGUUGAUGCCGGCAUCUUUGACUCGUACUACAACGGAUGCUGCAAUGGAACCUUCUGGCCUCUCUUCCAUUCUAUGCCUGAUCGAGCGACCUUCAUCGCGGAACACUGGCGCGCGUAUUCCGCAGUCAACGAACAGUUCGCCGCGAAGACAGUUGGUGCGUUGGAACAAAUUCAUAAAGAACAAGAGAACCAGCAGAACGGUACGCCAUUGGUAUGGGUCCACGAUUAUCACUUGAUGUUGGCCGCUAAUUGGAUCAGACAGGCGGCCGAAGAGAAGAAUCUCAGGCUUAAAUUAGGUUUCUUCCUUCACAUACCCUUUCCUCCAUGGGAUAUCUUCAGACUGUUCCCGUGGGCCGACGAAAUCCUGCAGGGUAUGCUGGGAUGCGACAUGGUGGGUUUCCACAUUCAGGAUUAUUGCCUGAACUUCGUCGAUUGCUGCCAGAGGUGUCUCGGUUGCAGAGUGGACCGUAAGAAUCUACUGGUUGAACACGGUGGUAGAACGGUGCGAGUAAGACCGCUGCCUAUCGGUAUUCCAUUCGAUAGGUUCGUUUCAUUAGCAGAGACCGCAACAAAAGUCAUGCAGUCGAAUCAGAAGAUCGUCCUCGGCGUCGAUCGGCUUGAUUACACGAAGGGCCUGGUUCACAGAUUAAAAGCCUUCGAGAUGCUGUUGGAGAAACAUCCCGAGCAUCGCGAACAGGUGACGAUGCUUCAAAUCGCAGUACCCUCACGCACGGACGUCCGCGAGUAUCAGGAUUUGAAGCUCGAGAUGGAUCAACUGAUCGGCUGCAUAAACGGUCGUUUUACAACACCCAAUUGGUCGCCCAUACGUUACAUUUACGGCUGCGUGAGUCAGGACGAGCUAGCGGCGUUCUACAGGGAUGCCGCCGUCGCUCUCGUCACACCACUCCGGGACGGUAUGAAUUUAGUCGCCAAGGAAUUCGUUGCCUGUCAAAUCAAUACACCGCCGGGUGUGCUGAUAGUGUCGCCUUUCGCUGGAGCCGGCGAAAUGAUGCAUGAAGCUUUGAUUUGCAAUCCUUAUGAGAUCGACGAGGCUGCGGAGGUGAUUCACAGGGCGCUCACCAUGCCCGAAGAUGAACGCACAUUAAGAAUGAAUCACUUACGUCGGCGUGAGAGGAUAUAUGAUGUUAACUACUGGAUGAAGUCCUUCCUUCAGGUCAUGGGAUCUCUGGAGGAGCACGACUCCGUGGGCGCUACUACAAUGCAGCCCGUGACUAUGGAUGAUUUCGACGAUUAUUUAAGCAAGUACAUCGGAGAUAAUCAUAAAUUGGCGCUUUUGUUGGAUUACGAUGGUACGUUGGCGCCCAUCGCCACGCAUCCCGACUUGGCAAUCUUGCCGCUCGAAACGAAGAACGUCUUGCAAAGGUUGUCGAAUAUGUCAGAUGUUUACAUCGCGAUUAUAUCAGGCAGAAACGUGAUCAAUGUAAAAUCGAUGGUCGGAAUAGAGGGUAUCACGUAUGCCGGCAAUCAUGGACUGGAGAUCCUGCAUCCGGACGGCAGCAAAUUCGUCCAUCCAAUGCCUGCCGAAUUAGAGGACAAGGUGGCCAGUUUGAUGCAAACGCUUCAGGAACAGCUCUGCAGGGACGGUGCUUGGGUCGAAAAUAAAGGUGCGCUUCUCACGUUCCAUUAUCGUGAAACUCCGAUGGAAAGUCGUCCCAGGAUGGUCGAUCAGGCUAAACGACUUAUCGAGGGUGCUGGAUUCAAGGCCUGUACAGCUCAUUGCGCGAUCGAGGCGAAACCACCAGUCGAAUGGAACAAAGGACGUGCUUCUAUUUACAUCCUACGCACAGCAUUUGGUCUAGAUUGGAGCGAGCGUAUUAGAAUUAUAUAUGCUGGUGAUGAUGUUACGGACGAGGACGCGAUGAAGGCAUUGAAAGGUAUGGCGGCUACUUUCCGCGUGGCAUCAUCGCACAUCAUUCGCACGUCCGCGGAGAGACGUUUGCCUAGUACGGAUUCGGUUCUGACGAUGUUAAAGUGGGUCGAGAGGCAUCUUAGCAGGCGCAAGCCUCGCAACAGCAUCGAUAUUCCAGGCAUCCCAUCACGAUUUCGACGGGGCAGUGGUGGUAUUACGAUGGAAAUGUCUUAUACCCCGCCAAAAACACCUCUCGAAUCAUAGGUGAUGCUCAAAUGUUCCCUGUUAGCAUAUCAGGUAUAUGUGGCGUGAUAUAUAUCAUAGAAUUAUAAUGUACUCGUAGCGUAAAGUCAGCCAACAUAGACGAAGGAGCAAGAGAUAAUAAAAGAAUCGCAGCUGAAAGCUGAAAAGAAGUUAACGAGGCCCAUACCUAAACUUCAUGUUGAAUAUAGGUGUUAAAGAGAUUCGCGAUCAAAAAGUCCAAAGAAACGAAAUGAUUCUUCUUAAUUAAGAAGUACAAUAACAAUGUUAUAUAUAAUACAAUAGAGUCGCUAAUGCGGAGUUUAAGAAGUACGAAGAAUCAAAUCGUUACGUUGACUCUUUAACUUUGUCGAUGUAUUUUCUGAUCGGUUAGAUCCUAGCUCGAGAAAAAUAUUGAACUCGAAGUACAUUAUGAUGUUUUCCAUGCGACUGAAACUUCUAUUUUGGCUCUAUACAACAGAAAGAUGUAUAUAUUAUAUAUCUAUAUUUUCGAUGUACGUAAUCUUACCGAAUUCAUAAUUGUAUACAUGGAACACGAUACGUAUGUUUCUCCACGAAGAUAUAGCAUUUAAAUACUUAGUUUUUAAGUUCGCGUCGCUCAGUAAAAAGAUAAACAUUCGGCAGAUAACACUGAAUCCCGCACACUAUCUUUAUUAGCUGCGUUUUAUCUCAUUAAUGAUUUAUAUCAUAGCAAUAACAAAAGAACUUAGGAUAAUACUUACGAAGUAUGUUUUUCUUUUCAAA